Fonsecaea erecta is the source of this 471-nucleotide messenger RNA. RefSeq lists its product as hypothetical. The coding region runs from base 1 to 471 and encodes 156 amino acids. The transcript is spliced from 2 exons. Lineage: Eukaryota; Fungi; Ascomycota; Eurotiomycetes; Chaetothyriales; Herpotrichiellaceae. The record is from RefSeq and is a predicted model, not a curated record.
AUGGCUGCGAAACCCAAGUUGAACGUGCACAACUUCCCACGCCCACCGCUGCUGGAGAAAACCCCCAGGCAUUUGCUGAUGAGGUGGAACGGCCAGACUCUAGCCGACACCAAAUCAGCGUAUUGGGUUUUGGAAACUACCCAUCCUCCUACAUAUUAUCUUCCCCGAAACUCACUCUCGGACUCUUUCAAGCUUACUCAGGUCCCCGAGAAGGCGUCCCUUUGUGAAUGGAAAGGCCGAGCCACGUACUGGGAUUUGACCGACAAGUCCACGGGGCAGACCAUCAAGAACAAGAUAUGGAGUUAUGAGUCGCCGACUCCAGCCUUCACAGACAUCAAGGGGUACCUGUCCUUCUACGCCAGCGGCGUGCCGUGGGAAUGCUUCGUUGACGAGGAAAAGGUCACCCCGCAGGAAGGUGAGCAAUUGGACCCCAUGUGGCGGCGGAAUCUGAUCGAUCCCCUCUCUUCAUAG